AUGGUAGGCGGAGGAGGUGGAGAAGUCAUCGGCGGCCACAGCGGCGGCCGCGGCGAGGUGGUGGUAGUCGGCCGAGCGGAGAUCGACACCAGGGCGCCGUUCCGGUCCGUCAAGGAGGCCGUCGUCCUCUUCGGCGAGAGGGUCCUCGCCGGGGAGCUCUCUGCUGGACGGCGGCCACUCUCCGUCAGCGAGCAUACUCGAUCGAUUGCACAGAAUCGAGUGGCGGCAACAAGACCCAACCACCACGCCGUGAGCGUCGCCGCCGGCGCGGUCACCACCGCUACGCCACGCCCCGUGCCACCACUCACCGCGGAGCUGGAGGAGGCAAAACAGAAGCUGGAGAAGGAGCGGGAGGAGAAGCAGAAGAUGGCCGGGUGCAUCCAGACCCUACAGGAGGAGCUCAGCCACGCUAUGAUGGAACUCAAGAGGCUCAAGGUGCGCAACGACGAGGAGGCCGGAGCCAAGGUCAUCGACCUGGAGAUCGACGAGGGCCUCCACUUCACCGAGGCCGCUGAGAAGCAGCCGGCGCCGCCACGGGGCGUCACCGCUGACGGCAGCCUCGCUGCUGCCGGAGGCGAGCUCCAGAAGAAGAGGUACGUGACGUUCGCCGACCCACCGACGGUCGCCGCCACCACCGCCGCAUGCCGUGCGCCACCGUUGCCGGAUGUGGUGAUGGAGCUGCACCGCGCGCCGCCCCAUCAGCCCCACCAGCCGCAGCCGCAUUACUACCGGGAGCUGCGGUUCCAGAGGCAGAUGUCGGCCGGGCACGAGGCCGCCAAGGCGAUGGCGGAGGAGGGAAGGAAGAAGAAGAAGCCGCUCAUCCCGCUGGUGGGCGCGCUCUUCAUGCGGAGGAAGAAGAGCAGCAGCAGCUGCCACGAUCACACGGCGUUUUGA
This is a messenger RNA of Miscanthus lutarioriparius, 894 nucleotides long. Lineage: Eukaryota; Viridiplantae; Streptophyta; Magnoliopsida; Poales; Poaceae. The record is from the annotation of a GenBank genome assembly.